Molecule: messenger RNA, 1303 nt
Organism: Thecamonas trahens ATCC 50062
Lineage: Eukaryota; Apusomonadida; Apusomonadidae
Exons: 1
Coding region: 58-1212 (384 amino acids)
Source: RefSeq, a predicted model, not a curated record
CGAUUUCGAACAGCGGCAGCGACGUGGACCGAUAAGUAACUCACAACUCCAUCCCACAUGGCCAGCAACAUGACUGCUUUCGACUCUAUCCGCGAGUGGAUCAACACAGGUGAUGCCGGGAUGACGGCGCAAAAGCGCCGCCUCGGUUUCGUGUACGUCAUGGCCGAGGUGGGCUCAACCAUGCGCUUGAACAAGUCGGGGCAGAAGGCGAUGCGGAAGCUCCGCAACAUUCUCUCCCACCCGAUGGAUGUCGAGUCGAGCAAGCUCGAGGUCUGCUACCCGCAGACUCUUUCUGCUGUUGUCCCGGAGGCGCUGGCCGAGAUGAAGAAGCAGCUUGAUCGCGGAGCCAAGCUCCCACUCAAGAAGGUGUUGGGCCGGCUCAAGGCGCUGACCGACGACGACUUUGAGGCCUUUGGCCAUCAGUGGGGGCUCUCACUCGCCAACGAGUCGAUCUACCAGCGGUACAACAAGCCGCUGUACUUUAGCGAGCUAGCGGGUAGCGAGUUCACCAACGGCAACUCGCACAAAACGAUCUACAUCGACAGCGACGCCCUCACCGACGCGCUUGGCGAGCGCGGCCUGCCGCUCGCGAGCCCGCUCUGCUACGCAAGCGAUGAGACCCAGGAGGAGGCCAUUGCAUCGUACAUCGAUGCUACUCGCAGCAUCGAUGAGUUUGUCCUCCUUGAUGCUGCCGACGUCUGCCCUGAGGACAUGCUCGGCGAGCGGCGCCUGUCGCAGCUGUAUUCCCGGCUCAAGGACGCGAUCAAGCGUCGCAACCACCUGUUGCUCAGCUCAUACUUCAAGGACGACAUCGCGGCUGUCCUUGACCAUGAGCCGCUUGGUAAGUUUGACCAAGCGCUGCAGCGCCACUUUGGCGGCUCGCGGUCUAGGAUGGUGGCGGCGUUCAAGCCCGAGGUCGUAACCGACCUCGUCGGCGAGAUGCGGAUCGAGGCCAUGUGGAACACAGGCCAGGUCCUGAAGCAGCUCCGCGAGUCGACCAAGAUCAAGAAAAAGUCGGUCAAGACUUGCCCGACGACGACGGGCGAGCUUGCGGCGCGCAUGGCGGCCAUCAACGACGCGCUCACCACCGAGGACGGCGGCGGAACAAUCGCGCUCAUCACCGCCAUCGCCGCUGUCGCCCAAACGCCUGGCACGCUUUUUGACCAGCCAUGCAACAAGGACCACCCGGACAUCGGCUUCCUGUUUGCUUGAGAGCAUGAUCGUGUCGGCUUGGUGGCACGAGACGAGCUGGCCGCGAGUGCUGGGCCUGAGCAGACAUGGUGUAAAAAAGCCGACAUGAAAA